This is a messenger RNA of Ruditapes philippinarum (Manila clam), 2411 nucleotides long. RefSeq lists its product as uncharacterized. Lineage: Eukaryota; Metazoa; Mollusca; Bivalvia; Venerida; Veneridae. The transcript has a single exon. The coding region runs from base 291 to 1004 and encodes 237 amino acids. The record is from RefSeq and is a predicted model, not a curated record.
UAUCACCAAAAAAGUCACAGGAUCUACUGUUCAAGAAACACAAAUUUAAUGAUGAACGCAAGGUUGAACAUAUACAGUCACCAAAGCCGAAAGUAAGAACAGUAAAACCAGUGGACACCAAAACAUUUGCCGACAAACUAGAGAAGGUAAAUCCACAUGCCUGUUGGCUUCUAUCAACAUAUAAGACUGUUCAGUCAUCAGAGCCAAUUAAAAUAAUUUCAGUGACAAAGUGUUACCAUGACCAUGUUAAUUUGGAUUCUGACACAGUGAAAAAUGAGCUCAAAGAAGAAAUGAACAAGAUCAUAGUGUCACAAGCAGAUAUUGAAAGAAUUGAAAGUCAAACUAAAGGACAGGCUAAAAAUGAAAAGUGGCAUCAAGCCAGGAAAAAUCUUUUGACUUCUCCCAAUUUUGGUCUUGUAUGCAAAAAAAAGGACAAUACUCCACCAGAGUCUAUUCUGAAGACAGUGCUAUCCUACAAUGACUUUUCAUCAAAGGCUACUCAAUGGGGAAGAAAACAUGAGCCUGCAGCAAGGAGGAAAUACUCAUUAACAUUUGGUAAGGCACAUGACAAUUUUAAAGUCAGUGAAUGUGGACUUUUGAUAUUUGAAGAUAUGCCAUAUCUGGGUGCAAGCCCGGAUGGACUUGUAGAGUGCACCUGCUGUGGGAUGGGGAUUCUCGAAGUGAAGUGCCCGUUCAGAUAUAGAUUUCAAAGCCCUAUGAUGGCUGCCAAGGACCCAAGCUUUUAUUUAAAUGAAGUGGAUCAGAAAUUACAAUUAAAGAAAAACCAUAACUAUUAUUUUCAAGUCCAGGGGCAAUUAGCCAUUUCAGGCAGAAAGUUCUGUGAUUUUUUUGUUUGGACUUUACAGGGAUAUUCUGUUGAAAGGAUAUACUUUGACCCUCAGCUCUGGCAGGACAUGUCACAUAAACUUCAAAGUUUUUAUCUGAACUGCAUUAUGCCGGAGCUUUAUUCUGAACGAGUUAAACGUGGGAAACCUUUAAAGUGAAAAACAUUUGGAUGUAGGAAAUGUGUAUCAUAAAUGUAUCUUGUGAGAAACAAAACAACAGGAAAAUGCAAAAUUGUCAUAAUAUUGAUAAUCAUACCAUAUUGUCAAUUUGAUCUCAUUAUUUUUAUUUAAUUUGAUCUGAUCCAGUCUGUGUCUGUCAUUCUGUGACAUGUACAUGUAAUUAUUUAUUCAUUUAUCCAAGUUUUGUUGUUAUAUUAUGUGUAUGCUAUAUGUGUAAUUUGUUCUAGUCUGUUCAUGUGAUGUAAAUAUUUUUUUCUAGUCUGUUCAUGUGAUGUAAAUAAUGUUUUUUAGUCUGUUCAUGUGAUGUAAAUAAUGUGAUGUAUAAUAUACAUGUAGUAUUUAUUUAGAUAUAGUUAUAACAUGAAUAAGGUUUUUAUAACAUACAUCAUACACUGUGUGUUCAUAGUUCACACUGAAGUGCCAGUAUUAGUGCUGGAGUAUCUGAUAUGUUGGGCUCCACUGAAGUUUUUUGACCUGAUGGGACUGAAAAUAUUUUUUCCAGUUAAAUGUACCAUUUGGUGUAGUUUUAGACCACUAAUCUUUGUGCAAAAUUUCAGAUCAUUUGCGCAUUUUCGUUUUUCAAGAAUAAUUAUUCCAAUAUUGUAAAAAAUGACCAGCAUUUACACGUAAACGCUUUUCACUCAAAUCGGGCUUAUAAAAGCAUAAAAGUACAAUCUUCAAUUAAUUUCAAAGAAAAUGUCUUAACUAUCCUUGCAUAUAUUUCUGUUUAAAGCGCCCCAGGUCAUAUAUGUAAAAAAUUCAUAAGAAAUUCAAAUGUUAUGUUUUUAGACUUUUAAACUUCAGUGGAGUCCCUUUAAAGCUACAUGACUCCAGAUGAGCAAAAAUAUAAUAGGGUUUGUAAGCGAACAGCAUGGAUCCUGAUCAGACUGCGCGGAAUGGGUCGCAAGCCCAUUAUGUUGGUGUUGUCAUGACGCGGCUCAAAUGUAGUUUUUUUAAGCAAAUAAUUUUGUUCUCCUUUUUUGCAACAAAUCAAACAACAUGUCUGUAGACAGUCUAACUGAUGUUUUAUCUUCGCUUAUUUUGAAUAUUAAGUCAAUUUGAUAUUAUUUUGUCUAAAUUCAUGCUCUAAUCUGUGAUAAAGGAAAUAAGUCUAAAAAUUAUUUAUUCAAUUACUAAAGUUUUGUUAUCAUUUUGUCUAAAUUCAUGCUAUAAGCUGUGAUUAAGAAAAUAAGUCUAAAAAUUAUUUAUUCUAUUACUAAGUUUUGUCAUAAGCAGAUCAUGUGUUUACAAUUUGUUUAAUUUUUUCAUGUGAUGUAAAUAAUACACAUUAAUUUAUUCAAAUAUUAAUGUUUUGUGAUAAGCACAUGUAUAUCCCUCCUAAAUUGAUGUGAUUGAUGAACUAGUCUGUUUACAUGUAUGUGAUGU